UCGACGUGGUGUGAUAUGAAAAAGCGGAAUUCGAAUUUUACGAUUUUAUUUAUUUUUCUACAUUGUAAUACACCUGUUUAUAAUUUUAUUGUUUUAAUCAGUUGAUUAAUUUUUAAAUCGUGAAUAAAUUAGUGAAAUUUGUGUGUUGAUUAAAUAAAUUGGUGAUGUUAAACGUGCACCCUGGAUGGAUCGAUAUUUUCUAGAUUGAGUAUAAAAUUUAGCAGCAAUAUUAUAAGUGGUUAAGAUGGAGAAGUCGGCUAGACCACGAACGGCUCUGAAUGAGUGUGUUAAGGUGGUUGUCCGAUGCCGACCUCUAUCUGAAAGGGAAAAGAACGAAAGCUAUGAAGAGGGGAAGAAACGAGUUAGACACGAAGAAAAGGCCUGGUACGAUCGUCUGUCGACAAAAGCUGUGAACAAAUUUGAUGGCAAAUUACAGGUUGUAAAAGUAUGGCCGGAACGUGGAGCAGUGCAAGUCGACAAUCCAAAAGGCCAGGACAAACUGUUCACCUACGAUGCAGCGUACGACUGCACAUCCGAUACCAAGACUAUUUACGAUGAAAUGGUCAGACCGCUCGUCGCGUCAGUUCUGGAUGGUUUCAACGGUUGCGUCUUCGCAUAUGGCCAAACUGGUACCGGCAAGACCCACACGAUGGAAGGAACUGGUGACGAUGAAGGCAUAAUACCACGAACGUUUAGACAUAUGUGGGCUCAUAUAGAGAACACUGCCAGUCCGGAUGUGACCCAUCUAGUGUCGUGUUCAUAUAUCGAGUUGUACCUGGAAGAUGUAAGGGAUCUUUUGGCUAAGGAUUGUAAGAAGCUCACCAUACGAGGACAGGAACUUAACGGCUUCUACAUACCGGAGAUGACGUCAAUAGUUUGCAAAUCUGCUAAUGAAAUGGUGAGGCUGAUGAGAGCUGGGAACAAGAACAGAGCAUCAGGGAGGACCGAUAUGAAUGAGCACUCUUCUAGAAGUCAUGCUGUGUUCCUGGUAACUGUGGAGACAGCGCAUCGCUCCACUGAUAGAAUACGAGUGGGUAAACUGAACCUGGUGGACCUGGCUGGUAGCGAGCGUCAACGCAAGACUGGCGCUUCAGCUGAUCGUCUCCGGGAGGCAGCUAGAAUCAACCAAGCCCUAUCAUCACUAGGGAAUGUCAUAUCCGCCCUUGCUGAGAACAGCCCACAUGUGCCUUAUAGGGAUUCGAAGCUGACUCGAAUCCUGCAAGAUUCUCUAGGUGGGAAUAGUAAGACAAUUAUGAUAGCCAAUAUUGGUCCAGCAUCAUACAACUACGACGAGACUGUCACUACGCUAAGAUACGCCCAUAGAGCUAAAGCAAUCAAGAACAAACCGGUCCGCAACGAGGAUCCGAAAGAUGCCAAACUACGGGAGUAUCAAGCGGAAAUCGAAAGACUGCGGUCGCUCAUCGAACAACGAAAAGCUAUUGAUAAACGGAAAAGACCACCACGAAUUCGCACGAAGACCACACCACAGGAUUCUGAAGAAGAAACAGCCAGUCUGAAAAGCGAGCACAUUCUAGCAGAAUCGACAAUAGAACAAGAGAAGACCAAAACGGAAGAAUUGGAGCAUCAAAUCCAGGCGUUAGAAGACCGAUUAGUCCAGGGUGGUGGGGGGAAAGACCUGCUCAACAACUUGAAUGAAAGCCAAGUUAUCCUCCAACAGAGGCACAUGGAGAUAACAGAGAGGAAAAAGAGAGAGAUAGAGAUGCAGCAAAAGAUAGAUUUGGAAGAGGAGACGACUGCGAUAGUUACGAAUACGUUCACAACUCUUCAACAGGAGGUUGAUCACAAAACCCAAAGGUUAAAGCGGUGCCUCGCGAAAUACGCCUCGUUACGCGAAGAAAUGGUCGAGCAAAGGGAAGCCCACGACUCCGAGAGACGCGAGCAGGAGGCUCUUCAGGCGGCCUUAAUAGCGGAGUUGCGGCGUCGGCUUUUGUUGGCGGACAGCUUCGUCCCGGACGCGGGCAGACCCACCGUCAUGAGGCUGAGGUAUAAUGAUGAUGCUGAUGGCUGGGAGCUGCCUCAGAGCGGUGCCGAACCACUAUCAGCCCGUCCAGUGGCGACUCCAGGUGCGAGAAGACCACACUCAGCGACCGAUACCAAUACCCCAAGACGUCGUUCUGAGAAUUUACUGGACCUACGGCCCAUACCCCUGCCAACCACAGUGCGGAGUUACCCCCCACAGAGGCCCCAGACCACCAUCACCAAGGUUCCUUUCAAUAAGGUACCGAUGAAUAAGUCAGUGGAAGUUCCAGUUAAAAAGGAAGUACCGGAAACACGUCGCGUAAGCGGAAAGCCUAGACCACCCUCUGCAUUACAUAGACUCGGUACCGCUGGUGUGCGGUAGACCCUUAAAACAUAAGCCUUAAGAUACACCAGGCUUAUCUGCUUAUACGAGCUAUACUUGUAUCACUCGUCUCUUUCUCUCAAAUGGUGUUUAUGCUGUGAUAAAAAGAGACGGUGACUAUUCUAAUAGAAUUUAGUGAAAAGGAGUUAUUUUGAGCUGAAGGCCGACUUAUUCGACAAAAAAAGAAAAAUAAUGCGAAAAAAAUUAUAUAUAUAAUAAUUAAUAUACAUUAAAAUAAUUAGAUAAUAGUUACUAUAUUACAUAAUUUAUUAAUUAUGUAGUUAUAUAAAAUAAUAAAAAAGCAAUUGAUUACCGGUAUUUGAAAAUCGGUUAACUAAUACAACACUAUGUAGCCAUAGAGUUUCUAGAUGGUCAUUAUCGUGAACUCGUUUAUCGGUUUUUUGAAAUUCGAAUUACAUAACAUUGUGUGUUAGUCUUCUCAUACGUUUAUUUGCAUUUGUAGAUUUGUUGCCUUUUUCUAAAUUCUAUUGAAUAGACCAUAUUUUAGUUGGGAAUAAGUGGAUUUUGCAAGUGUCAAUAUUUAUAUAAAAUUAUUAUUAAUCUGUUUUAAUACAAAAAUCUAAACUUAUUAUUGAAAUUCAGAAUUCUUAAAUAUUGAUUUAUUUAAAAUUACAAAGCUAUAAGUAAUGAGAAUUUUAUUUGCAUACAUAUAAAAAUAUUGACAAUUGCAAUUCAAUGUUCCGGGUGUUGUCAAAAAUGUCAAACUAUAUUGGCGGAACUAUAAGAGGGGUGUCCUAAAGUUUUAUAAGCGGUUAAUUAAUAAGUUAAUUCUCAAAAUAAAUUUCUCAUAUAACAACUUGUGAGCGAAAAAAUAAUUUUUCAUUCAUAUUUUUUUUUAUGACAAAUUUAUUUUACGUCGACUGUAUGAUACCGUUCCGAUAACUUUAUGGAAAUCAAAACAGGGUUACCGUCUAGAAUAAGUUGAAUUGUCUUUUGUGACAAUAACAGUUUUAAAAAUACGUUAAAACUGAGAGAUACAAAUUUUGCGAACUAUUUCUAAGCGUUAUCUUACAGUAUUUAAAAAAAUCUGAGUAAUUUUUGAUUGCUAAACUUCUACAGAAACCUAUAUUUCAUAAAUAAUUUACUAGAUGUUAUAUAUAUAAAAACAUCCAAUCGAUUACCGAUAUUUGAAAAUAAGUUUGCAUUACAACACUAUGUAUAUCGGUUUUUUGAAAUUCGAAUUCCAUAAAAUUGUAAAUAUGGGUAUUUUCAUAUGUUCAUUUGUAUUUGUAGAAUCAUUCUACAGAAGAGCGAGGACUAUGAAUGUUUAAGAUAUAUUUAUAAAAGUUGAUCAGUUCGCAAAAUUUGUAACGAUUUUUUAAAUCGGAACGACUCGCAUCUCGAAAUAUCGGUUUUGUGUUUGCCGAUUUUAUACGAAAUUGUAACGAAUGCUUGGCUUUGAAUCACUGCGAUGAAUAUAUAGCUCAUGAAAUGUGUCAAGUUUGACAAUGACAGCUGUCAUUUGUCAUCAUUGUGGCCACUUGAAAGUAAUAUAAUGUUGAAGGCAUGAUUUCUUAUGUUUAGUACUUUUGUUUUGCAUUGUAAAAAGCCAUCGUAGACUUCAUAGUUUCAAAGCAAAAAGUGUUUUUUUGAGCUUUGAGUGCAGUUCAGUUUUAGGCCCAGAACUCUAAAUUGUGGAUAAGAAUGACAUCAUCACAUAGAUCUGUCAAACUACUUUUCUCCAGGAAUUUUUUGACAGGCCUUCAGGUCAAACUUGUCACUCGCUUUGCUCAGAUAUGUAUAAAGCGUGAAAGGGAGCUUAAUAUGACACUUUAGCUGAGAGAAAAUAUUAAAAUAGAUGUUUUGGUCUCUCUCAGCCGCACAAAAUUGUUUUAAUCAAUUUGAAUUUUUAAAUUUAAUUGUGUCAUAUGCGAACGCGCAGGCGUCGAUGUAAAUAUAUAUAUAUUAAUAGUAUUUAAUCAAUUGUCACGAGCCACGUGACGUAACGAUCUCAUUCAAUUUCCAGUAUUCAUACGCAAAGUUGUUUUAAAUUAGAUGAAUUUUGUUUUUUUAAUCACAAUAUGGAUAAAGGCUCAGACAUUUCAUACGAAUUUUGACGUUUUUGGCUAUUCAGAAAUAAGUGUACGCGUCAAACAUCACACUUGACAGAUAGGUGUCUCGUUCCUUGAGUUGAGCCUUGAGUGUCAUAUCUAACACGUGUUUGAGUCAUUCUUAGGGCUAAUUCUCGACUGUGAUGAUAAACGUUGCGUUGACAUUUCAUGUGCACAGGUUAUACAAGGUGUGGCUGGCUGUCAGAAUGACAUUAGCUCACGCUUUGUCACGUGACCGUUUCCAUUCAAAUUCGUAUUGUGAUAAUGAGUCACGCCUGUCGCCAAGUGUUAUGUAUGAAGGCCUAUUUCAAAAUAGCCUUACUGUAAUUUGUUUUACGGCUAACCGAAUUUUUAUCAUUAUUUAGGCUUAUUUUGUAUAAUAUUUUAUCGUUAUUGUUUUUAGUAAAUUUUAUUUAUUGCUUCGGACUUGAGUUCGUGGCGAGUGAUAUUAGUUUAUUGUAGUGUUAUUUUAAUGUAUGAAAUUUCUCUCUUAUGUCACAUGACAGCGUAAAUCGGAAAACGUAAUACCAUAUCCCAUACAACAAUAGUUGUGUUAUUAUGUUUUCGGAUAAUGCCAUAAAAACCUCGGAAAUUCCAUUGUGUAAAAUUUAAUGAUUGUGAUAGUGUCGUUCAAAUGCGUUACCAAAGAUGGAAACUGUCCAUUCCAUGUGCUAAUGUCAAUAUCGGUAAAUAGUGAUGUUCCUGUAAAAUAAAAUCGAUUUUUCGUUUUGUUAACGUUUCCAUAUGGUUUCUAGUCAAUGAUUCUUGUAUACAAAGUUAAUGUAAAUAAAUUAUUUAGUUAUCAAAAUAAUAAAAAUAGUAUAGGUAGUGGCUUACGUUCGCACAAUUUUUGAUUACGAUAAAAAGCUGUUUUUGGGUAAUUUUAAAAUUUAACGCAUGGAUGGAGCAUUAAGUUUAUUUUGUUAGCUCCUGUGUUUUAUGCUUGUGCUGUAAGGUGAUAGUUGAAUUAGAUUUUAAAAUUUGAGAACCAUUUUUAAUUUUAUCAUUGGAAAAUUAAAUCAUGUGAUAUAUAUUUGGAAACUGCUAGUCAGGUGUGCCGCGUACACGCUUAUACUCACUAAUAAAAUAUUUUUA
Molecule: messenger RNA, 5529 nt
Organism: Pieris brassicae (large cabbage white)
Lineage: Eukaryota; Metazoa; Arthropoda; Insecta; Lepidoptera; Pieridae
Gene: Klp68D
Product: kinesin-like protein Klp68D
Exons: 12
Coding region: 245-2362 (705 amino acids)
Biological process (GO): microtubule-based movement
Molecular function (GO): microtubule binding; microtubule motor activity; ATP binding
Source: RefSeq, a predicted model, not a curated record